Molecule: messenger RNA, 1579 nt
Organism: Hemibagrus wyckioides
Lineage: Eukaryota; Metazoa; Chordata; Actinopteri; Siluriformes; Bagridae
Gene: yipf2
Product: Yip1 domain family, member 2
Exons: 9
Coding region: 278-1195 (305 amino acids)
Biological process (GO): vesicle-mediated transport
Cellular component (GO): Golgi apparatus; membrane
Molecular function (GO): small GTPase binding
Source: RefSeq, a predicted model, not a curated record
GUGUUGAUCCCCAGGAACUGUACCAGCGAGUCGAUGACGUGGAGCACGCGCAGGAUCAUCUUUAAACCCCACGUUAUUAUAAAGUGGCACUACUUUACUCCUAAGGUUAAUUUCGUGUUUUAGGUUUAGUUUCUGAAGUUAUGAAUGCUUAGCUGUCAUUGUUGCUGUUGUGACCGAGAGGUUUGACUCUCACUUAAACGAGCUGUUAUUAAAGGUCUGCUGGGAGGACUGGCUGCUCCUCUUAUCAGUCACUGUUCAAGACUCCUGAUCUCACACCAUGGCUGAUGAGCUGAAGUUUCAAGAGUUCGAGGAGGCUGCAGAUCUCCUGUCUGCUGACCCGGGUGCCUCCACAAUCAGCGUCCACGCUCCUGCCACUGCCGGUGCAGCCACCGCGUCUUCCUCAGAUGUCAGACUGAACCUGUCAGAUGAUGAGGAGAACCAGCAGGAGAGCUCGGGGUUACUCGGAGGUGAGAAGCAAACCAGUGGCUUCUGGACAUUUGAAUACUAUCAGUCGCUUUUCGAUGUGGAUACCAUGCAGGUGUUGGACAGGAUCAGAGGGUCACUUCUACCUUUACCAGGACGAAAUUUCAUCAAACAUCACAUUCGCAGUCACCCAGAUUUAUAUGGGCCAUUUUGGAUAUGUGUGACUCUUGUCUUUUCUGUGGCCAUUAGUGGGAACCUCUCUACCUUUCUGAAUCAUAAGGGUGACCCACACUAUCACUAUAGACCACAAUUCCACAGAGUGACAAUCGCAGCACUCGCUGUGUUCCUGUAUGCAUGGCUCGUACCACUGGCUGUGUGGGGCUUCAUGACUUGGCGACAGAGCACUGCACGACAGAUGAGUGCUUACUCUUUUCUGGAGACGGUGUGUGUCUAUGGCUACUCUCUCUUCAUUUACAUUCCUACUUCGAUAUUAUGGAGCAUUCCAUAUGGUUGGCUGCAGUGGCUCUUGAUUCUGAUUGCCAUGUUAGUCUCUGGCUCUGUCUUGGUCAUCACCUUUUGGCCAGCGGUUCGUGAUGACACCAAAACAACAGCUUUCACCAUCAUAGUGGCCAUCGUGUUGCUCCAUGCUCUGCUAGCCAUUGGUUGCAAGAUGUACUUCUUCCAAGCAGCAGCAGAAAACCCUUCGCUCGACGCUUUGACGCCCUUGGACCUGAAUCUCACAGCACUGACCACUCCGAGCAAACCCAAAUAACCAGCCACGUGAGAUCGGGUUAGGGGGGAAAACCCCCUUUAUUUGUUGACGCACUACUGAUUGAACAGCUCAAAAGCAAUAUGGAGAUGGAGAUAACUUCAGCUGCCAUGGACUAGAAUUACUUUGGGUAACCGGAAGGGAAAUCUUUACUCAGAUUGUAAUGUAUUACUCAUAUAAAGGUGGGAGAUUUGGAUGUCUCUGUGCUUGGAUGAUGAAGAAACUGCUACUCAACAUGAUAUGUCCCCUGUUACUAUUCAAUACAGUAUGAAAUUCUGGUGUGAAUCUUUAUGCUAUUCUUUAUGAAUUAUAUGGAAAUUUCUUGCUGUCCUAAAAACAAAAAGCAAACAUGAAUAAAUGUAUUUCAUCUUGAUAACUGACAAACAA